CAACCCAACCCAACCCAACAAUCCGCAGUCAAUAGGCUGUAGACUGUCCCUUGUUCUAAUUUCCCACCUUUCCCAAGAAUUUCACUUCCAAAUUCAGAUCCCAAACACUCUCUUUACAACUAGAAGAUGUUCAAGGUGAUCGGAAAACUUCUGAGCAAAGCUCCAUUUCUGCAGGCUGCUCCAAAACCUAAUUUUAUCUCUUCAUCUGUUCAUGAAUUCCAGUGCAGUAGAGGUUUUUCUACUAAAGUAGGCGCAUAUGUUGGUGACAAGCGAAACAUACUAGACUACCAUCGUAGACAGCUAGCAUCUAAGUACGAGCUGAGAAGAAAGCUGUACAAAGCACUGUGCAGAGAUCCCGAGCUUCCUCUAAGCAUGAAAGACAAAUUUCGCUACAAGCUGGCCAAACUGCCAAGAAACAGUGCCUUCAAUCGACUGAAGAACCGCUGUAUCUUCACAGGGCGUUCUCGAGCUGUGUACGAGAAAUUCCGGAUGUCUCGUAUUGUUUUCCGUGAGUUGGCAUCUCAAGGCCAAUUGCAGGGUGUAAAGAAAGCAUCCUGGUAAACAUCAUAUUUUCCAAUGUAUUGGAACACACCUGCUUUGCUUUUGAGUUUCUCUAAUCAGCAGAGUACAACUGAUCUCUUGUUAUGUCUUCUUUUUCUUUAUCUUCAUUACAAUAGCUUCAUGCUUGGGGUGAUAAAUUUUUAUUGUUGUUUAGUUGAUUAACUAUAGCCACUCUAUUUCAUGGUCCCGGUGAAACAAUUCUUUCUACGAAUGUCAAUGAUGAAAACAGAACAUAAUACGAUGAUACUGAUAAAUAUACAGCUGAAA
Molecule: messenger RNA, 828 nt
Organism: Chenopodium quinoa (quinoa)
Lineage: Eukaryota; Viridiplantae; Streptophyta; Magnoliopsida; Caryophyllales; Amaranthaceae
Product: ribosomal protein S14, mitochondrial-like
Exons: 2
Coding region: 127-561 (144 amino acids)
Biological process (GO): translation
Cellular component (GO): small ribosomal subunit; ribosome
Molecular function (GO): structural constituent of ribosome
Source: RefSeq, a predicted model, not a curated record